UGCCAAGACCAUAGAUUUUUAUUUUUUGAGGCCAACGAAGACUAUAGACUCUGAAUCUGUCGGACAAGACCAUCUUGCUGUCUGCUUUCCUUCCACACGGAUUUUCAAAGAGGAAACAUCUUGUGAUCUGCAUAGAUGUUUCAGAUUAAUUCUGCUGAAACAACAAACAAUAGCAUCUUAGUUUCCUAUAUAACCUCCAAUGCUACAAGAUUUUUGUCUCAUAGAAGUUGCUAACAUCCAUUGCUGACAACUACCUAGUCUCACCAAAACAACAGGAAUCUUCAGAGUUCAGAAGCGAACCAGACAGAAACAAUGGAGAAAUCCCCAGCCACUGCAACAUGUCAUUCGGAGCCAUUCCUCCAAGAACAAUGCGGUAUCAUCCUCUUCCUCACCUUCCUCACCUGGUCCAUCUCAAACAUCCAGAGGCUCCUCCCCAGCUCAUGCCGAUCCUGCAACUGCAAACAUAAUCCUGCCCCCAAGGCAACGCCGGCACCGGUUCUCGCUGACACAAAAAUAAUCAAGACAAGGAAUACGAGCGAAGACGAUGAGACGGAGCUGACACAUGAAGAUAUCAAGACCGUGAUGAGAAACAUAGGCUUUGGUUUUGGUCAAGAAAACGGCAUGGUCUUCAUUGGCAAUGGCUUUGUUUCCCGGAUUUUCAACGACGAUGAGCCGAGCUUGCAGGAGGUGAGGCAGGCGUUCUUGGUGUUCGAUGACAACGACGACGGGUACAUCGACGCGUUGGAUUUGCACCGAGUGCUCCGGAGCCUAGGGUUAGGAGAAGGUGUAGGGGUCGAUGAGUGUGAGCAGAUGAUCGCCAGAUACGACGUGAACAAGGACAAGAGGAUAGACCUGGUAGAGUUCACCAAGGUUUUGGAGGCCAGCAUCUGCUGAACCAAUUCCUUUGUGUUGUGUUUGCAUUUUCUAUGUUCCAGCAAAGGGAUUGAUCUUGUGAACAGGAUGUUGAGAUUUGGUUAUGAACAGUGAGAGGCAAAAUGCAGGCAAUUCCUCUGCCUCUACGGGAGAGUUUAUUUUCCUGCAGUAACAUUUUCUCAUCUCAACUUUAGUCACAUUUGAUAAAAAAGAAUAUCUGCUCAAUUCCAUGAAUGCAAAAGCUUUAUCAUUCUGGGGCACAUGUAUAAUGGCAACAAAAAUACAACUAUGGCACAUGACCUUAUCU
Messenger RNA from Phragmites australis (common reed), 1180 nucleotides. RefSeq names its product probable calcium-binding protein CML46. Gene Ontology annotation, molecular function: calcium ion binding. NCBI's taxonomy places the organism in Eukaryota, Viridiplantae, Streptophyta, Magnoliopsida, Poales, Poaceae. Bases 313 to 894 code for a protein of 193 amino acids. The record is from RefSeq and is a predicted model, not a curated record. The transcript has a single exon.